Messenger RNA from Letharia columbiana, 417 nucleotides. RefSeq lists its product as uncharacterized. NCBI's taxonomy places the organism in Eukaryota, Fungi, Ascomycota, Lecanoromycetes, Lecanorales, Parmeliaceae. The record is from RefSeq and is a predicted model, not a curated record. The transcript has 3 exons. Bases 1 to 417 code for a protein of 138 amino acids.
AUGGGUCAAAACCCUCCUCUACCUCCACCCUACCUCGAGGACAACUUGAAGCUCGCGGCAGAAUUGAAAGUACCAAGACGCCCAAGCGGACAUGUAUCAAUGAAGAGCCACCACUGUGGAAAAUGUCACGGAGUGUUCAAACAAACAUGCAUCGACGCCAAGCACAUGGUCCUUUGCCUCAAACACAAGACGUAUUCGAAAUGGGAGGGCCAAUGUCCACCAUGCGAGCGAGAGUGGAAGACUCAGGAAAAGGAAAUAAAGGAAGCAGAAGCCGCUCUGAAAGCCGACAAGGAACAGGAGGAGGCGCAGGCUACGAAGAUAAGUAAGAAGACUAAAAAGACGGGGAAAGAUGGCAAAAAACUGGGUUCCAAAUGUGUGCCCGGGUGGGUGGAAGCGAAGAAAGGGGAUCGCAAGUAG